Molecule: messenger RNA, 1404 nt
Organism: Lathyrus sativus (Indian pea)
Lineage: Eukaryota; Viridiplantae; Streptophyta; Magnoliopsida; Fabales; Fabaceae
Source: the annotation of a GenBank genome assembly
AUGGAAGCCUUUCGAUGCUUCACAGCAUCCUUGUUGUUUCUACCAUUCUUUUUCCUCAUUCUUCUCCAUAAAGGAUACCAUCUUAACUCCUUCUUCGUUUUUCCUUUCUUUCUUCCUACCAUAAAAGAUACUAACAACACAACACAAGUAAUAGUUAAACCUCAUCAUCAGUUACUUGCAAACUCUGCAUAUAGAAGCUUUGAACAUAAAACAAACAGUAGCAUUAAGAAAAUUAUGACUAGCUUGGAUAAAGUUGAAGAAAGCUUAGCAGAAGCUCGAGCCUCGAUUCGAAAAGCUAUUCUGUCAAGGAAUUACAGUAGUACUUCACAGAAGCAUAAUAUCUACAGAAAUCCAUAUGCUUUUCAUCAGAGUCACAUGGAGAUGGUGAAGAGGCUAAAGAUUUGGGUUUACAAAGAAGGAGAACAACCGAUAGUACAUGGUGGGCCAGUGAACAACAUAUAUGCAAUUGAAGGACAAUUCAUUGAUGAAAUAGACAACAGCAAAAAGAGUCCCUUUAAGGCUAAGAACCCUAAUGAAGCACACAUUUUCUUCCUUCCCUUGAGUGUAGCAAAUGUGGUUCAAUAUGUUUAUAAGCCUAUUGUUUCCAAAAAGGAUUUCAAACGCGACCGACUUCAAAGAUUGGUGGAGGAUUAUAUAAAUGUUGUUGCUGAUAAGUAUCCUUAUUGGAACAGAAGCAAUGGUGCUGACCAUUUUCUUCUUUCUUGUCAUGAUUGGGCACCAGAAAUUUCAGAUGCAAAUCCAGAUCUCUUCAAAAGCUUCACAAGAGUCUUAUGCAAUGCCAACACUUCUGAAGGGUUCAAGCCCAAAAGAGAUGUUUCCAUUCCUGAAAUGAACUUACCUGCUGGAAAACUAGGCCCACCAAAUCUGGGCCAAAGCCCGAUAAACCGAACUAUAUUAGCCUUCUUUUCUGGUGGAGCCCAUGGUGACAUUAGAAAACUGUUGUUAAAUCAUUGGAAAGACAAAGAUACACAAAUUCAAGUUCAUGAGUAUCUUCCAAAGGGUCAAAACUAUACAGAAUUAAUGGGAAAAAGUAAAUUCUGUUUGUGUCCAAGUGGAUAUGAAGUGGCUAGUCCAAGAAUUGUGGAAGCAAUUAAUGCUGGUUGUGUGCCUGUGAUUAUUUCUAAGAAUUAUUCUUUGCCUUUCAAUGAUGUGUUGAAUUGGAGUGAGUUUUCAGUAGAGAUUUCUGUGGAGAAAAUAUCAGAGAUUAAGACUAUAUUACAAAGUGUUUCAAAAAAUAAGUACAUGAAGUUGCAUAUGAAUGUUAAGAAAGUUCAAAAGCAUUUUGUUAUGAAUAGGCCUGCUAAGCCUUUUGAUGUGAUGCAUAUGAUACUUCAUUCAAUUUGGCUUAGAAGGCUUAAUUUCAGACUCAUAGAUUCACCAUAA